GUUCGAAGGCCCGCACGGAGUAGUACCGGAUCGACCCAUCCGCCACGAGAUCAUCCUCGAGGACGGGGUCGUACAUCCGCGUGGUUGCAUCUACCGAAUGAGCGAGGAAGAGUUAAGUGUGCUUUGGGCACAACUCGACGACCUUCUAGAGAAAGGUUGGAUUCGACCUAGCUCAUCGCGAUACGGUGUUCCUGUUCUCUUCGUCCGAAAGAAGAACAAGGACCUGCGGUUGUGCAUCGAUUAUCGCAAGCUCAACGCGCAGACGAUCAAGAACGUCGGCCCUCUCCCACGCAUCGACGACCUUCUCGAGCAAUUGGGCGGCGCCCAGUUCUUCUCUAAGCUGAAUCUCAAGUCAGGGUACCACCAACUCGAGAUUCGCAAGGAGGAUGGCUACAAGACCGGUUUCAAGACUCGGUAUGGGCAUUUCGAAUGGCUGGUCAUGCCAUUUGGCCUUACGAAUGCCCCAGCCACUUUCCAAGCGGCUAUGAUGACGGAGUUCCGACACAUGCUGGAUCGUUUCGUACUUAUCUACCUCGACGACAUUCUGGUUUACAACCGGAGUCUGGACGAGCAUGUGGAACACCUGCGCACCGUUUUGGAGCGGCUACGACAGGCCAAGUACAAAGCAAACCGCGACAAGAUUGCUGCACCUAUGACGAGGUUACAGUCGCCAAAGGUGCCAUUCGUAUUCGAUGACGAUGCACGCCGGUCAUUCCAAGCACUUAAGAUGGUUAUGCUCAUGGCACCCGUCCUUAGCAUUUAUGACCCCACCUUGCCGACGCGAGUGACUACGGACGCGUCCGACUAUGGCAUUGGAGCAGUCUUGGAACAGCACGACGGCGACGACUGRCACCCUGUGGAGUAUUUCAGCCACAAAGUGCCUCCCAUCAACUCGCUUGAUGAUGUAAGGAAGAAGGAGUUGCUCGCAUUCGUGAUGGCUCUCAAACACUGGCGGCACUUCCUCCUUGGGCGUCGUAGGUUCACAUGGAUCACAGACAAYAAUCCAYUGACCUACUACAAGACGCAGGACACGGUGAGCAGCACGAUCGGACGAUGGAUGUACUUCAUCGACCAAUUUGACUUCACACCAAAGCAUGUCCCCGGCCUCUCCAAUCGCGCAGCAGAUGCACUCUCGCGAAGACCUGAUCUUUGAGCUAUGACACAUCAUGCCUUGGCAUUCGACGAGGAGCUUCAACGACACUUCAUCCGGGCAUAUCAGUCU
This is a messenger RNA of Chara braunii, 1222 nucleotides long. NCBI's taxonomy places the organism in Eukaryota, Viridiplantae, Streptophyta, Charophyceae, Charales, Characeae. The record is from the annotation of a GenBank genome assembly.